Nothobranchius furzeri (turquoise killifish) is the source of this 4634-nucleotide messenger RNA. Lineage: Eukaryota; Metazoa; Chordata; Actinopteri; Cyprinodontiformes; Nothobranchiidae. The record is from RefSeq and is a predicted model, not a curated record.
AAACACCGGCCAUUUUUCUCUAUUUGUAGCAGCCAGGACAGCUUGAGUAGAGUAUCGGAGAGUGUUACGAUCACUUUGAUAAGCGUACAACUUUUGGCAAGUGCAUUUUUGGUGUCCAUCCAUCCAGACUUCCUACAAACUGAACACGAACCAUGUUUGUGUUUACUGCUGCAAAGUUUUUUCGAUGACAUCCUUGUCUGGGUAGAUGCUUGUCUAAACUGUCGUACAAAUGGAAAUGGUGCCUAGCGAUGAGAACCAGUUCGUACCCAAAGAGGACAUGUUUUGGAGGAGCAGACAGAAGAUCCAGAAUGCGGCCGAGGAGCCCAGAGUGCUGUGUAUAAUUCAGGACACCACCAGUGCAAAAACGGUCAACGAGAGGCUGACUCUCAACCUGCCUGCUUCCACUACUCUUUCCAAACUUCAUGAGGACGUUGCACACAAAGCCGGAUAUGUGAAUGACACCUUUGACCUCACCUGGGCAAACAUUACAGACAUGGCACCGCUGGAACACAACAGUGAGAUGUCCCUCUCAGAUUCUGGGUUUGAGCCCGGUAAGAAAAAUUUCCUUCAGCUCACAGAUAAAGAUGGAGAGCAGCCACGGGUUGUGUCGGAAGAGUCAGGAACAGCGGACAGCAGCGGACUGGAUGACAGUUCUCAGGAGCGUUUUAUUGGGCCUCUACAGAGAGAUGGCAGUGCAUGUGGCAGCGGCGACUACAGCAGUCCAUCCUACUCCUACUCGUCUAUUCUCAGCAAAUCUGAUACAGGUUAUGUUGGCUUGGUUAACCAAGCUAUGACGUGCUAUUUGAACAGUCUUCUGCAAACACUUUACAUGACCCCAGAAUUCAGAAAUGCGCUCUACAACUGGGAGUUUGAAGAGUCAGAGGAGGAUCCAGUUACCAGUAUUCCCUAUCAGCUGCAAAGACUGUUUGUUCUGCUGCAGACCAGUAAGAAGCGAGCGAUUGAGACCACUGAUGUGACGCGGAGCUUCGGCUGGGAUAGCAGCGAGGCUUGGCAGCAGCAUGAUGUCCAGGAGCUGUGCAGAGUCAUGUUUGAUGCCCUAGAGCAGAAGUGGAAGCAGACUGAACAGGCUGAUCUGAUCAACCAGCUGUACCAAGGAAAGCUGAAGGAUUACGUUCGCUGUUUGGAGUGUGGCUACGAGAGCUGGAGAAUUGAUACUUACCUGGACAUCCCUCUGGUGAUCAGACCCUUUGGAGCCAGCCAGGCCUACGGGAGUGUGGAGGAGGCUUUGCAGGCAUUCAUCCAGCCAGAAACUCUGGAUGGACCCAACCAGUACUUCUGCGAACGCUGCAAAAAGAAGUGUGACGCGCGAAAGGGUCUGAGAUUUCUGCACCUUCCUUACCUGCUGACCUUACAACUGAAAAGGUUUGAUUUUGACUACACCACCAUGCAUCGCAUCAAGCUUAAUGACCGCAUGGUGUUCCCCGAGGAGCUGGAUAUGAGUCCAUUCAUCGAUGUGGAAGAUGAGAAGUCACCUCAGACAGAGAGCUGUACUGAUAGUGGAGCAGAGAAUGAAGGCAGUUGCCACAGCGACCAAAUGAGCAAUGACUUCUCCACUGAUGACUGUGUGGAUGAGGGCAUCUGCUUGGACAGCACCAGCAGCACGGAGAGGGCGCUGAAGCCAAAGAGCUUGUUGACCUUUGAGCUGUUCUCCGUCAUGGUCCAUUCAGGGAGCGCUGCUGGUGGCCACUACUAUGCUUAUAUCAAGUCUUUCAGCGAUGGCCAGUGGUACAGUUUCAACGAUCAACACGUUAGCAAGAUCACCCAGGAUGAUAUCAGGAAGACAUAUGGGGGGUCAUCGGGGAGCAGAGGCUAUUAUUCUAGUGCCUUUGCAAGCUCGACAAAUGCGUACAUGCUGAUUUAUAGACUGAAAGACCUCUCAAGGAAUACGAAGUUUCUAGCUGUGGAAGAUUUCCCAGAGCACAUAAAGAGUUUGGUUCAGAAGGAGAAAGAGUCUGAAGAGCAAGAGAAACGCCAGAGGGAGAUCGAACGCAAUACUUGCAAGAUCAAGCUUUUCUGCAUGCAUCCUGUGAAGAUGAUGGUGGAGAGCAAGCUGGAAGUUCACAAGGACAGAACUCUCAGGGAAGCGACAGAAAUGGCCUACAAGCUGAUGGAGCUGGAAGGAGCCGUCUCACUGGACUGCUGUCGCUUGGUGAAGUAUGAUGAGUUCCACGAGUAUCUGGAGCGAUCGUAUGAAGGGGAGGAAGACACUCCGAUGGGGCUCCUCCUCGGCGGAGUCAAGUCCUCGUACAUGUUCGACCUCCUGCUAGAGACACGCAGGCCAGAGCAGGUGUUCCAGCCUUACAAACCUGGAGAAGUGAUGGUGAAGGUUUUUAUUGUUGAUCUGAAGACCGAGACCAUUACCCCUCCAGUCAGCGUUCGAGCGUACCUGAACCAGACAGUCACCGAGUUCAAACAGCUUAUUGCACAGGCUACGGGGCUUUCUGCAGAGACCAUGCGAGUGGUCUUGGAGCGCUGCUAUAAUGACCUCCGGCUUCUCUAUGUUCCAAAUAAGACGCUUAAAGCUGAAGGAUUCUUCAGGAGUAACAAGGUUUUUGUGGAGAGCUCUGAGUUGGCGGAUCAUCAGGUUGUGUUCACUGACUCACUCUUGUGGAAACUGUUGGAUCGUCAUGGGAAUACGAUCCGGCUGUUUGUCUUACUACCUGAACAGUCUCCUGGUGCUCUGACCAAUAGAACUGUUUGCCAAAAGGCAGGAGAAGACACCGACGGUCCCUUAGAGGGGUCAAAGGGCAACAGGAAAUCUGUGGAAGCUAUCCUGGAGGAAAGCACAGAAAAGUUAAAGAACUUGUCUCUGCAGCAGCAAGGCUCCAGCACUAGCGACAGCCAGAAAAGUCCUGACACCAGCGACUUUGAGCAUAUUGAAUCCCCGACCCAAGAGGCCCACUCAAACUCUUCUCUGUGCGUGGCCGCAGACAACAGAGGGUUGGAGAACCGGAUCAGAGCCACGCCCGGCAGCAGCGGAGGGGCCUCCUCCGACACAGAGAACCCAUUUGUUUGCGAGGAACGGUCAGACUCUGAGGUGAACAAUGAUCGUAGCACAAGCUCAGUGGACAGUGACAUCCUGAGCUCCAGCCACAGUAGCGACACGCUGUGCAACGCCGACAGCGGCCCCAUUCAGCUGGCCAACGGCCUGGAUUCACAUAGCAUCACAAGUAGCCGACGCUCCAAAGCACACGAAGGCAAAAAAGAGACGUGGGACACAGCUGAAGAGGACUCCGGGACGGACAGCGAGUACGACGACAACGGGAAGAGCAAAGCAGAAGCUCAGUACCUGUACUUCAGAGCGGAGCCAUUUUCUCAGGACGAAGCUUCGUGGGAAACACAAAAAUGUCUAGUGGUCCACGUGGACAAGAGGAUAACAUUAGCAGCAUUCAAACAGAAGCUGGAGCCUUACGUAGGAGUAGUGUCGUCCCAGUUCAAGGUGUUUCGGGUUUAUGCCAACAACCAGGAGUUUGAGAGCGUACGGCUGAACGAGACACUCUCGUCCUUCUCUGAUGAUAACAAGAUUACUAUUCGACUCGGAAGAGCCCUGAAAAAGGGUGAAUACAGAGUUAAAGUGUAUCAGCUCAUGGUGAAUGAACCAGAGCCCUGUAAGUUCCUUGUGGACACGGUGUUUGCCAAGGGCAUGACUGUCAGACAGUCCAAGGAGGAACUGCUUCCUCAGCUAAAAGAGCAGUGUAAGCUAGACCUCAGCGUCGACAGAGUUCGUCUCAGGAAAAAAACCUGGAAGAAUCCAGGCACCGUCUUUCUGGAUUACCACAUCUACGAGGAAGACAUCAGCAUUUCCUCCAACUGGGAAGUUUUCUUGGAAGUCCUUAAUGACCCAGAGAAGAUGAAGUCCAUGUCUCAGCUGGCUGUUCUGACUCGAAGGUGGAGUCCAGCUACGAUGAAACUGGGACCUUUCCAGGAGGUGAUUCUGGAGAGCAGCAGUGUUGACGAACUCAAAGAGAAGCUUAGUGAAGUCAGUGAAGUUCCUCUUGAGAAUGUGGAGUUUGCAAAGGGUAGAGGAACUUUCCCGUGUGAUAUAUCCGUGCUGGAGAUCCAUCAGGAUUUGGACUGGAACCCCAAGGUGUCGACUCUCAACGUGUGGCCUCUUUACAUCUGUGACGACGGAGCCGUGGUGUUCUACAGGGACAGCAGGGAAGAACCUCUGGAGCUCUCGGAGGAUGAGCGUAACGAGCUCAUGAAGAAGGAGAGUAGUCGACUGCUCAAAACAGGACAUCGUGUCAGCUACUCUCCUCGAAAAGAAAAGGCUCUCAAGAUCUACCUGGACGGCGGCCCCGUGAGAGACCCGGGACAGGACUGAAGAGCGGGGAAUGACUCUUGGUGUCUGUAAUCGUCCGGCUGCUGCAGGAGAGCAGCCAGGCGUUGGGACUCUGAUUGUCGAGCCCAGUAGUGACUUGGAAGUCCAGCAGCACUGUGAGGCAGAUGAGCUCUCACCCCCUCUCAGAGCCCCAGGGCUGGCUCAAAAACCCUGCUGUGCACUAGAGUGUGUUGUACUGUAAAGUUUAAAGGGAAAGUACAAACGCUGUUCUCACAGGAAAGAAGAAUUCUGUAUUGACAAAUCAUUUGAAAUAAAAAGCUACAGAUGUGGA